Molecule: messenger RNA, 4959 nt
Organism: Siniperca chuatsi (mandarin fish)
Lineage: Eukaryota; Metazoa; Chordata; Actinopteri; Centrarchiformes; Sinipercidae
Gene: tcp11l1
Product: t-complex 11, testis-specific-like 1
Exons: 10
Coding region: 334-1848 (504 amino acids)
Biological process (GO): signal transduction
Source: RefSeq, a predicted model, not a curated record
GUCGCUUGGUUAGCGGCGACCCAUCAGAGGAGAGCUGCGACGUUAAUAAACCCGAGUUAUCUGGGAUGAAACAAAGCCUUCCUUCUGUUGAAGACGGUGUCUGGCAGUGGUGAAGUUGUGAAUGACAGUGAUAAUUACGCUAUGGCUGGCUAUGAAGGAGUAGCUGUGUCAUAAGGCCUUCUUGUUGUUGUUGUUGUUGUUGUGGUGGUGUUCACGCUGACUAAGCUAACGUUAGACAGUUGAGCUUCCCAGCUAACCCAUCUCUUUCCUCGGGGCUGACGACUACGAGAUUGCAGCUGCAGGUAUAACAUCUGUUAUCUUGCAGACCUUAGCAUGCCAAAGGAGGCAGACCACCUUGAGGGUGGAGGAGAAAAGGAGUCGAAGGAGGAGAGGAUGCAGGAUGCUUCUGAGGAGACAGUGAGGAAGAGCGUCCAGGCAAAUACUCUGAGCCUGCACAGAGGGAACACUUCUGAAGAUGGAUUUUCUUCCCUCACAGCCAGCCCUCCCAUGUUUGCCUCAGUGGAGGAGCUGAUGGAGACAGCUAAAGGAGUCACCAACAUGACUUUGGCCCAUGAAAUAAUGGUCAACCAAGCUUUUGAAGUCAAACCUGCAGAGCUUCCUGAAGGCAGUGUGGAGCGCAGAGUGAAGGAGAUUAUGCAUAAAGCAUUUUGGGAUUGUUUGGAAGCUCAGUUGAAGGAGAAUCCGCCAUCAUACGGACAUGCCAUCAAACUGCUGGCUGAGAUCAAAGAGACACUGCUGUCUUUCUUGGUGCCGGGCCAUGGUCGUCUGCGCUCCAGUAUCGAGGAGGUUCUGGACCUGCCUCUAAUCCAGCAGCAGGCUGAGAAUGGAGCACUUGACAUCAGUCGACUGUCCCACUUCAUCGUCGGGAUGAUGGGCUCGCUGUGCGCCCCCUGUAGAGACGAGGACAUCAACAAGCUAAAGGAGAUCCCGGAUAUUGUGCCUCUGCUAAAGGCAAUAUUCUCUGUGCUGGACCUGAUGAAGGUGGACAUGGCUAACUUUGCCGUCAGCAGCAUCAGGCCUCAUCUGAUGCAGCAAUCGGUUGAGUAUGAGAGGAGCAAGUUCCAGGAGUUUGUGGAGAAACAACCCAAUGCCUUAGACUACACCGAGAAGUGGCUUGAGGACACGGUGAGAUGCCUGAGAGAGGCGGAUGGUUCUAGUGCUGCCUCAUCUGACUCUUCCUCACUCCUCCCCCUUAAUGUCCAUAAUCAUGCCUAUCUACGCCUGCUGAGGUGGGACCACGCCUCAGACCCCUUCCCAGAGACAGUGUUGAUGGAUCAGGUUCGGUUCCAGGAGAUGCAGCACGAGGCUGAGCAGUUAGUUCUGCUCUCCUCUGUGCUCCUCGUCGUCUACACUACCACAGGGGAGGCUAUCUCAGGCCUGCCGGGGCUGAUGGAGACUCUUAAAAACAUUGUCAGUGUCAUGCUUGCAGACAUGUACACACCGUCUUUUAGUACACAGGAGGCCUUAGCGACCAUCGGGGAGAAACUGUGUGUUGAGCUGAGUCAGUGUCUAAGCCAACAUGGCUACUCUCCAUUUUCAGCUGACCGAAAGACCACUCUGAGGGGACAAAUCUCAGCUACCAUGCAGCCAGACAACUCAGUCCGCAAGCUGAUGGACUCUCGGGUUCAGAGCUACCUCCUGGCUUCCCUGGAGUCCAGUCAACAUAAGACCCCUCCUCCUCUCCCAGGAGGUCUGGUUCCAGUCGGCAGGGAGCUGAAGGAGCUUGCUGUUCGCUUCAGUCGCCUUGUCAACUUCAACAAGCUGGUUUUCUCCCCAUUCUACCAAAAGAUUCUCCAUAAAAUACUGACAACAGGAGAGAGUCCCUAAAUACUGAAAUGUGGAGUAAGAGCGAUGUGGAGAGUGGUCUGUAGUUUUGCCAUUUCCCCUCACUAGUAGCUGUUAAGAUUUAGAGAAAAGAAUUGAGGAAGCUGAUCUGUAUUCAGCGGGUAAAGCCAGUUCCCCAGAGCUUGCACCUUAAACCGACAUAAUCAAAAAACACUGGCUACCAUCCCAGCUGCAUUAACUCACAGUGUUGCUUAUUUGAUAGAAUCUCAGGCCUCAUAAUUGAGACCUUACAAAAGCCCUCUUGCUUGGUUCCUUGUUUUGUUCAGUAUUACUAGCAGAGCUGGGUAUCAUUUGAAAUAGUUCGAUGUUCAAGCCAAUACAAUACCUGUGUUUUUAGAACCCAUACUAAGAAUACUUAGAGUUAUGGUUACCAUACGUUGCAGAGCAUAAACACAUUUCUUUCUGCAAAAAAUUAUGGCAAGGUACAGUACAAAAUUACCACAACUAUGAUUUAAAUUUGAAAAUAUCUAAAUAUUAAGUCAACAAGACAAAGGAUCAGGGCCUUUAUUUAUCAAGUGUCUCAGAAUAGCAAAUCAGUCCUUAUUGGCCAACAAUUCUCAGAGUGACACAUAUUUGGUCCUUUGUUCAGGCCUAGAAGUAUUUUAUGAAUGUUCUUAACCUAGGGGCCAUUUCCUAUCUCUGGCAGUAUAAAGUAGAGUUCCAGAGGUGUCUCAACCUGUCAGGAGUUGCCACAAGAUUGCAUUCAGGCAGAGACAUGCGGGCACAUUCCAUGGAAGGAGAGAGGUCUUGGGAAUGCUUGAUGACAAUAAGCUUAUUAAAAGGAAUAAUUAGGCAUUUUGGGAAAUACGUUUAUUCGCUUUCUUGUCGAGAGUCAGAAGAUCAAUACCACUCUCAUGUCUGUCUGAUAAAUAUAAGGCUACAGCCAGCAGCCGAUUAGCUUAGCACAAAGACAGCUAGCCUCGCUCUGUCCAAAGGUUACAAAAUCAACCUACCAGUACCUCUAAAGCUCACUAAUAAAGACGUUAUAUCUUGUUUGCUUCAUUCAUACAAAAAAUGAUAUGCAAAAACAACAAGUUGUGGUUUUAAGGGGGUUAUUUUUCUCUUUCUUUGCUGGGAGCAGUGACUUUUUGGAGUCUCUUCUGGUUGCCUAGCAACUUCACAGUGUGGACAAGACUGCAGGGAGUUACUGUACCUGAUCUUUUCAUCUAACUCGGCAAGAAAGCGAAUAAGCCUAUAUCCCAAAAAUGUUUAACUAUUCUUUAAAAGAAUAAUUGAAUAAUUUUUAUGACUAAUCUUGUGGGGGGAUGAAAAGGAGAACUUAUUUGUGUAUUUAGAUUUGGAAGGGCCAUGAUAUUUGAAUGAUAUAUUAAUUUUGUUACAUGUCCAAAGAAAUUGUGACAUUUUCCUCCUUGUGUUGGGCCACACAAGUUUAGUAGUUGAAAGGGGAAUAGCAUAUAACCUAGGUAACUGAGUUAAUGGUUAUCAAGCAUUCCCUUAACAAAUCUCCUCCAACAGAAUGUGCAUGUGUGUGCCUGCCCAGCAUCUCCUCUCAUCUCAACUGGUAAAACACCUCUGGAGCUCUCCUAAUGCUGGCAGAGAUGGGAGUCAUUUCCUAGCUUAAGAACAUUGAUAAGAUGCUUUUACUCCAGAGAAAGUAGGACUAAAUAUGCAUCAAUCAUAUCAUUUUUGGCUGGGACUGAUUCUCUACUCUCAGAUAUUUGACAAAUACAAUGUAUUCAGUAACAGCUUUCAAACUUAAUAUUGAGUUAUUUUUUUCAAACAACUUUAAUCAAUUACUCAAAGUGGUUAGACAAUUGUGUAGCACACACAAGUAAAAGAGAAUGAACAAGACAACAGAUGACUGCAUGCUGUUUUUUACACUGCAAUUGUACAGUGGAUACAAAGACUCUUCACUUUUUACACCUUGUGUGAAAUUUUCAGUUCAUUAGGCUUGAAAUUAAAUAAUUCUUACUCGGGCUUAUCAGAUUUGCUUAGUUAGAGUAACAGUAAAAAUAUUUGGCUACUCGUUUCUUGCAGUGUAUUAAAAAUGAAAACAUGAGAUAUGUUUGCUUUGUAAUUGUACACAUGCAUCAAUUGAUGCUCAGAAGAAGCAUCUCAUAUGUAACGCCUCGUAUGUAAACUACAUGCAAGCAGUUUGGUGAAGAUAAUGAUGGGUCCUCUCGGUUGUUUUCACAUGAUAUUCAGAUGGUUCUUUGGAUCGACAUGACAUCACCAAGUCUGUUUGGAGUCUACCAGCCUAAAUUAAAAUCGGAAGUCAAAAAGAUUUGUGGAACUGUAUUCAAUUUAUAUUAAAGCAGAAGUUCUACUUCUGUGUUUAAAUUAGUGAGCUUUAGAGGUGCUGGUAGGCUAGUUGUCUCCCUCUGCUUCUAGUCUUUAUGCUAAGCUAAGCUAAUCGACUCCUGGCUGUCGCUUCAUAUUUAGCAUAUAUGGACGUGAAAGUGGUAUCAAUCUUCUCAUCUGACUCUCGAAUAAGCGUAUUUUCCAAAAUUUUGAGCCAUUUAUUUAACAAACCAUAGCUCCAAAGGGGGCUAGACCAUACAGUAUCUAAAUGUGACCAAAAUCAUAACAUCCAUGCUAAAAAUGAACAGGCAAGUGGGGUCCUCUUUAAACAAGAAUCCCUGAAUUCCUACAUAUGUUUUUUUAACUCAGGCUGCACAGCAAUAUAAAAAUAAAGGGUGUGUAGACUUUUUGUAUCCACUGUAUGUGCACAAAAGACAAUAUUUACAGUAUAUUAGAUAAAAGGAAAAUGACCAAUUGAUGUGAACUGAAGGGAAGGCAUACUGGUGUAUGGACCAACUUGAACUGUUGCUCGUUUAAUUGUUACUUAGUUUUUAAAUUCUGUUCACCUAUUUAUAACAUUUCUGAUGGUUUAUAAGAUGUUUAGAAUAUUUACUUUUGACAAACACUUUGCUUUGCAUACAUAUUUUACCCACUCAACUUACCACAGAAUACUUACAGUGCUUGUAACAUUUCUCCACUCCUGCAGGCAGAAUGACGUCGCCUAUUCCCCAAAUGAAUAACACGUGUUCAUCGACUGGUCACAUUAGUUAAACUGAUAUUUGUCUUUGAAUGUUCAUCCAACAUGCCAAUAAAGCAUUGUUUGUCCCCACA